AUGGGGGAUUUCGUGUCUCUUAAGGUUUCUUCAUGGAAGAAGAUACUAUGGUUCGGUCGUAAGGGCAAGUUGAGCUUUAGAUUUAUUGGGUCAUAUCAAAUUCUGAAACAAGUGGGACUAGUUGCUUAUCAGUUGGAGCUACCUCCGGAGUUGGAUCGUAUCCACGACGUUUUCCAUAUCUCGAUGUUGAGGCAGUACCGGUCUGAUCCUUCCCACAUCGUCACUGCUAAGGUAAUCGAGGUUAGACCAGACUUGACUUUCGAGGAGGAGCCAGUUCAGAUUUUGGAUCGUGAUGUUAGGGUUCUGAGGUGGAAGUCCAUUCCGUUAGUGAAGGUGCUAUGGUGGAAUCAUACAAUUGAGGAGGCCAUGUGGGAAAUUGAGGAUUCGAUGCGUCAAUAG
Messenger RNA from Gossypium arboreum, 399 nucleotides. RefSeq lists its product as uncharacterized. The coding region runs from base 1 to 399 and encodes 132 amino acids. The record is from RefSeq and is a predicted model, not a curated record. The transcript has a single exon. Lineage: Eukaryota; Viridiplantae; Streptophyta; Magnoliopsida; Malvales; Malvaceae.